Molecule: messenger RNA, 1824 nt
Organism: Lineus longissimus
Lineage: Eukaryota; Metazoa; Nemertea; Pilidiophora; Heteronemertea; Lineidae
Product: leucine-rich repeat-containing protein 74B-like
Exons: 11
Coding region: 48-1772 (574 amino acids)
Molecular function (GO): protein binding; GTPase activator activity
Source: RefSeq, a predicted model, not a curated record
UGUUAGUUACACAAUAAUGAUGUAAUAGAUUUGUAAGAAAAGUCAUCAUGACGGAUAUUGAAGUCACUUCAUCUUCGAAGACAACUCUAACGGGUUCUGGUCUCAAAGAGAUGUCUCUGUCUGAUAAUGAUGCAUACGACACAGAUCUUGAGGACACAAUACCUCCCGUCAAGAAGCCUGGGGCAAAGGGGGCUCGAGCCUACAUUCAAACGUGUGAGAACCUGGACGUCCACCCCGUGAGGAGAGUGAUCGACGCCUUGAAUGAUCAUGAGCAUGAACUUAACCUUCGCUACAGGAACAUGGGACCGGUCCAUGCGAGGGCGUUGGCUGUGGGACUGGCGUAUAACGCCAGCAUAGAGUACCUCGACCUCCGGGAAACGGGUUUGGGCGGGGAAGGAGGCGCGCAUAUCGGUGACAUGCUCAAGGAAAACCAUUACAUGACUGAUAUGAAUCUCGCUGGUAACGAUCUGGGAUCAGUGGGUACAGCAGUGAUCGGCGAGGCCCUGGGUGUGAACACUUGCCUGUCUACUCUGACUCUAUCAGAGAAUAAGAUAGGAGACAGUGACGUCAGGUCCUUGGCACUUGGUCUGCAGGGCAACCACGUCAUAUCCUUCAUUGAUCUCAGCCACAACGACAUCGGCGAAGAAGGAGCCAAGGCUUUGGCAAGUGUCUUAGGUAGCUCGUCCCUUGAACGGUUGAACAUCAGCUGGAAUAAGAUCAGGAAGAAGGGCGGGGUUGCCCUCUGUAUGGCUCUAGCACACAACUCCAGUCUCAAGGAUCUCGACAUCUCCUGGAACGGUCUCGGCUUUGAAGGAAGCGUGGCACUUGGGGAAAUGUUGCGGACAAAUCGCUGUCUGCGUGACAUUGACCUCACCAACAAUAGGAUCCACUGGGAGGGAGUGAGGUGUGUGGCGAGUGGUCUCAAGGUGAACACCACUCUCGAGACACUCAAGAUUGGUUUGAACCCAAUCACGAUGUCUGGUUGUCAGCGCCUACUGGAUGCAGCCUGUGCACCCUCGAGUGCUCUAGCCUAUAUUGGAUUUGAUGAUAUUCCUAUAAACUCCUCCAUCAUGGAGAAGGCGAAGAAGAUCAUGGCGGGUCGAGGCAUGACCUUGGUUCAUGCUCAAGUUCACGACACGGUCGAGGUGUUUGGGACCAAUAAGAGACUAAGACGGAAAGACGACCCCCUGAAGAUGCUGUUCCGCUACCUUCAUCAAAGAGGCAUUCGCGUGAUGGACCUGUUCCGCACAUUUUAUACAGACAGCGAGAACAGGGUAACCAUAGACCAGUUCAUCCGGGGAAUUAAGAAAUGCUAUUUGCCCAUGACGGAACAGGAGAUGAUGAGGGCAGCGAAGAGCAUUCAGGACCAUACGGGGAAGAUCAGCUACCACGACAUCAAGAUUGGCGUCAGAUCCGUUACCAUGGAAAUACGCUCAGAAGAGCGGAAGAAGUACGUGGAGGAGAUCAAACGAAAGAUGGAGAGAACACGCAUCAUGGACAUCCCGGAAGAAAGGCGUCUCCAAGCAGUCAUGCAAGGAAGCAACGGAAGUCUGGAAUCAACUGGUAGCAUGACUGGCCAAGCCAUUGCCACGGGUCCUUAUAUAGGCAGACAGAGCGCGAUGGCGACCAGGUACCUUGAUCUGGAAGCAAGGACUAUGUCGUCUGCCUCAUUGCCUCGUUUAACCCCGCCAACCAGUCAUUCAGCAAAACACAAGAAGAACAGUAAGCGAAAGGCCUCGUCAGACAGGUCCGAAAAAGGCUCGAAAAGCUAAUAAAUGGGACCCUCUAGAAGAAAUAAGUUAAGAAUCAUAUUUCUUUCCACCA